AUGGGGAAUGGGAUGUGUCAAGGAGGCGACCGCAAGGGAAUGGAAGGGGAUGAUGGGAAGGGGAUGGAUGGGACCGUCCUCAUCGCUUGGGAUGACUACACCGGAGGAAUGCACGCCUCUUUCGCCAAGCACGACGACGAUGAUGACGUUGGUGGCGAUGCCAACGAUGACGGUGACGAUGCCAACGACGAUCAUGACGACGAUCGUGACGGUGACGAGGACGAUGAUGACGAUGAACCAGAUGACGAACAUGACAAUGAUGACAUGACGACUGAUGAUGACGAUGCCGACGAUGCAGAUGACGACGCCGAUAAUUAUGAUGAUGACGAUUAUGCCGACGACUAUGAAGAUGACGAUGAUGAAGAUGACGACGAUGAAGAUGAUGAAGACAACGAUGAAGAUGAUGACGAUGAUCAAGAUGACGAUUAUAAUGACGAUGAAAAUAAAGAAACCUAUGACGAUGAUGAAAAUGACGACGAAGAUGACGAUACCGACAAUGACGACGAAGAUGUUGACGAUACCGACGAUGAUGAAGAUGACAAUGAUGACGAAGAUGACUUUGAUGCCGAUGACGACGAUUUUGCCUCCCAACGCCGCCGCAAGCAAGGUGGUCCUCUUCAAGUUACCUCCCAAGGGGUCUUCAUGUAUACCCCCAACGUCACCCCCCCCACCCCCGCCCGAUUAUCUGGUCUCCCCAACAUGCCCAAUACCCACCAAGGUGUCUUCAUGUAUAACCCCGUACGUCCUUCGAGGUCCACAACCAGUCACCCUACCCAACAGGUAUCAGGUCCCCUGAGGGUCCUUCCUAUGCCAGCCGUUUCUCUGGCACCCCAGCGUCUCCUGGCCCCCUUCCUCCGCCACCCCUUCCUCUCCUCCUCCUCUCUGCCCCCUCUCCCCUCUCUGAUCCUGAGAAGCCAUCUGCUUAAUUCACGGGGACUGAAACAACACUUGGUAUAA
Macrobrachium nipponense is the source of this 957-nucleotide messenger RNA. Its product is annotated as prostatic spermine-binding protein-like. Bases 1 to 957 code for a protein of 318 amino acids. Lineage: Eukaryota; Metazoa; Arthropoda; Malacostraca; Decapoda; Palaemonidae. The record is from RefSeq and is a predicted model, not a curated record. The transcript is spliced from 5 exons.